Messenger RNA from Blepharisma stoltei, 1482 nucleotides. Lineage: Eukaryota; Ciliophora; Heterotrichea; Heterotrichida; Blepharismidae. The record is from the annotation of a GenBank genome assembly.
AUGAGCAGAUUAAGCCGAAGUUUUCUUUCAGUAGACCGAUCAAUCACAUCAAUUCACGAAAACGAAAGGCUCCAAAACGAACUUGAAAAAAUCAUUGAAAAGCUCGAAAUAGAAAAGCAAGAGUCUAUGCAAUAUGACGAACAAAUCGAAUAUUUAGAAAAGGAAAAGUUGAAUUUCAAAAUUUCUAUGAAUAAUGAGAUGUCUAUAAAUAAAACUGAAUCGAAACUCAAACAAAAAAUUGCAGUCUUAGAACGAAAGCUGGAGCUAGAAAUGACGCAAUUGAAUGAAACCUGCUCACAGAAUCGGAUUUCAAGGGCUGAGGUAAAUAAUAUUAGAAGGGAUGCACAACAUUAUAAGCGAACAAUUCAAAACUUAUCCAAAGGGAUAUUUGAUCAUGAAAGCUUAGUGACUUUUAAACAUCAUGAAUUUACAAGAAAUUAUGAAGAUGAAAAUAGAUUUAAAAAGCAAUUAGAAAAAAUAAGAAGUAAAAGUGUGGUAAGCCAUCAAAGCUAUGGAAAAAGGCUCAGUGAGCUGAACACUGUUAUUUUGGGUGACUUAGAAAAAAGAAAUUCCGUCAGGAAACAAAUGGAUGAUGGAAUGUUCAGUAGGAUUUCAAAGCCUGGUGAAGCAUUUGACCAUAGUAAACUUCUGAAAGCACUUCUAGGCGGCUGAAAUGAAAAGAUUCGAGAACGCAAAAAAUUUUUAGACUCAUAUGUAAAAAGAAUGUCAAAACUAGAAUAUAUUUUUGACCAAAUGGUUCAAAUCACAGGAAUGGGGAGCACUGAUGAAGUUGCCACCGCAUUUAUCAAGUCAGAGGACCAGCAAUACCAAGUCCACGCCUACAUCAACGAAAUGUGAGCAGAAAUCGACACUCUUGAAGAAAACGCAAUCAGGACAACUGAAGCAAUAAGAAAAUACGAAACUUCUAAAGAAAACAAACAAGUCAAAACAGCUGAACUUUUGGAGAAUUUAAUUAAAAAACAUGAGAAGUUUCAAGAGAGAAAAGAAGCAAAAAUGGCAGAAGUCGAAAAAUAUAAAAAAACUCUACAGUCCAUUAUCCCAUUUUUAAAAGUAUUUUUUAAUUAGAGCAUAAUUCACUCGUGCCAAGGCACACCAGUAGAUUUGAGACAUUCAAAGCGAAUAAAAAUAGAAGACGAAACAGCGAUUAACGAACGAAAUAUCAUUCCUUUUAUUGGACAAAUUGACGAAUUUCUUUCAUAUUUGUAUGUAUUUUUAGGCUCAGAAGAAAAUCAUUCAUUUCCUUUGGAUAAAUUGGUGCCAAAGAUGAAAGGCUAUAAGAGCAAAACUCCUGAGCCGAGGAUGAAAGGAAUUAAAGAUAUAAUUGAAAGCAGAGACCUUUAUUUAGACCAAGAAAUUGAAGAAUCGAAAACUCCGAUCCCACCUAAAAUUAUGCGACACAGAGCAAAAAACAUUGGGGAAAGUUUCAGAUUAGAAGCUUCUCCUCGGAAAUCUAUAAAUUAA